UUAGAUAUAUUUACAAACAUAUUUAACAAAAUAAAUAACUGCAUAAAAGCAUAUAAAAAUAUCAGCAGUAUUCAACGUGAACAAUUUUACGACAUUGGAUUUCAUCAUCUAAGGUUUCUUUUCGAUGCUUAGAGUCCGCAAACCUCAGGAAUGGCAAAUAACAAUGAUGUUGCGCAUUUAUACAAAUUGUUUGAAAAUAGUUUUAGUAACAUGAUAUCGAAUGAUGAAACAACGUCAUCUAAUGAGAAAGAUAUAAAUACUCCAAGCCACUUUGAAGACCAAAUUACUGACAAGACUAUCAAUAUGUGCUCGACUCUUGAUAAUCCAGUAGACACACAGAACUCUCAAGUAAUGCCCAAUAUUAACUCUAAAAAAAUUCCUGAAAUUAAAACUAAUUUGAAAGGAAUAGAAACAAAAUUCGAACAGCAAGUGAAUACGACUGACAAACUUGAUGUUAAAAAAGUUAGCUCUCAUUUAGACGUUCCUCUCAGCGUUGGAGAACAAAAUUUUUAUGGCAUGGAAUGCCAAAGUACAAAGUUGUAUAAUAUACAAAACGUAGGUCUGCAGGGAUUACAAGAGCAGGCCGAUCAUAAUACAAUUGCCAAUUUAGUAGAUACUAGUUUCAAUAAUUUUAACCUUAACUUAAAAGAAUCUUACAAGUCUUCAAACCAAACUGGGUCCAUGCUUUAUGACAAAUUUCAAAAGUCUACAUAUAAUAUACCUACCAUGGAGCAAGAGUCAUUUAAAAAUAUACCAAAGUCAUCUACUAUUCCUAAUGAAGUAUUAUACAAUUCCAAUAUUCACACUGAGUCAAAUUUGCAUUCAGAAAAAUACUUUCCAAGUGCACGGUAUACACUUCCUGCUUAUAAUAUCAGAAGUAACUUAGUAAAUGAUGUCCAUCAAAACCUACAAUUAAUUUCCAACAGAUCUCUAAAUAAAGAUUUUGAAAAAAGAAAUGUUUUACCACAUUAUGAGUCAAUUAAAAAUCCAAGUUCUGUUCAUAUUUCUGAAAGAGAACAAAUGCCAUGUGUACUAUACAAUAAGCAAACUUCAGGUAAGAUUAAUACACGUGAGAAAAACACACCAAAUAUUGCUGCUAUUCCCCAAUCACCACAUUCCACAUUUCAACACCACAUUCCAGGCAUCAAUAAGUCUAGGUAUCCAAUAUUGAGUGACCUCUGCAGUAACUACAGCCCUACUGCCCCUACUGCAAAUGAACAUUUUUCACCCAUAUUGUUGACUAAUGAAAAAUCUCAGUCAAGGAAUCAGCUAUUAAAUAGUCUCUGUAAUAACCAAAAUUCACUUGAAGUUACUUCAAAUAAACUAAUAAGUCCAACAUUAUUGACAAAUCAACAAUGCUAUACAAAAUCUUUCAUUCCCUGUACUGAUAAUUCCAAGAGUGCCAUAUUAAGUGAUCUUUGCAAUAAUCAAAGCUCAGCGCAUAGACAAAUUUCUCCAAUUUUGCUGCCUAAUCAACAAUCUCAUUUACAACCCUGCGUUCCAGCUUCAGAUAAACCAAAAAAUCUAUUGUUUAGUAAUUCUCCUAAUAGUCAAAAUUUUUCAAAUACUAAUGAAAGUCAACCAAUUCAAUCGGAAUCAUUAAAUAGUGUUAAAGGGCUUUCAAAAUUUUCUGAAAAAAUUGAUAGUUCAAGUUUAAGUAAUCCUAUUCCCAAGCAAAAUGCAGGUAUAAACACUGAACAAAAUCAAUUCUUUUCCCAUGCAAUGAGUCCCUAUAAAACAAAUAUACCAAUUUAUACUCAAAGCUCUGAUAGGGUAAGGAAUUUAUUGCUUAAUAAUAGUACCAAUAAACAACAGAAUGCAGCUACUACUGAACAUACAGUAGUCGCGGCCUGCCUACCACAAAGUUUUAAUAAAGACAGAAACCUACAUUUUUGUAAAGCUAUUAAUUCAGUUAUUUCUGCUAAACAAAAAUUAUUCCCUGCGCAAACAAUGAUUAAAAAUGAUAGUAAGUUAUCAACAGUUGAUUAUAACUUCAUGAAUAUUGAUCACGUCAAUAAUUCGGUUUCAAAACACAAGGAUGACUAUUCGCAUUUAAUAGAAACAAAGAUGCAAGCUCCAACUGCAGCCAUCAUGAAUGUCGAACAAUCUGGAACUUCCACUGAUAACGCCAUACAUGUUGAUGCCGUUAAUUCAAUACCGAUGAACCCAUAUCAGUUUUUGGCAGAUAAUCUACCACGAGCGCUAAAUAUAGAAACUGUUCCGGAAGAGCUUAGAAAACGUCAAGCAAGUAUGGGUUCAUUUAGUUUAGGUGAGUCUACACUGGCAUGUAAUAUUCAAUGUGGUACAAAGUGUGAAAAUAUUGGACAACAACAAUCAGCAGAAGAACUUUCAUAUGCAGAACAAGAAAUAUCUGUAGGUAUAACAAAUCCUAAAAGUAAUAAAAAUAUAAUAAAGCCAAGCAAAUUAUCGAUCAAAAAGCCUAAAGCUACUAUAAGUAAAAGUUUUUUCAAUUCGCCUAGUUUUGAGAAUGUGAAAGAUAAAUUACAACUAAUGCAGCAAGCAAACCUUAUAACAGGAGGUAAUAAUACACAUGGAAUUCAGCGAAACAAAUUCUGCACUGGCGAUUACGCUAAAUAUAAGAGCAAUAUAUCAGCAGUUUUCACUUCAGAAAUCACUAAAAAUAGUCCGAAAUUAUUAACUCAGUUACUUUCUACAACCUCAAAAACGACAGAACAUUUGAAUCUUGAAACAAAAUCCCAUUCUGAAAAUAAACAAGAAAAACUUGUAAAUCAACAAAAUGACAAGGAACUAAUUAUUAAUAAUACUAAUUCAAUUUUAAGUCAGAAAGAAAUUGAUCAACACAUAAAUAGCUCCACAAAAAAUGGUGAAGAGCAAACUGAUUUAAAACAAACACUUUCCUGCAAUUCUUCAUCUUCACAACUAGAAACUAAGAGUGAUGCUCCUACAACGCCUCCAAACAUUGAAGAAGAGCCGAAGUCUACAUCAACAAUAACUUCUCAAGGUCUCCCAAGUUAUGAAAAUACUUUCGGAUCAAAUAAAUAUGGAACUUCAACUGUUGAAUCUACUAAAGCAAAUUUGGAAUAUGAAACUCCAACUGUUAAAUCUACUAAUGCUAAUUUGGACCGGCCCUAUUUUAAUGUUUAUAAAAGACCACGUCAACAAUCUUCAGUUCUCUCUACUAUAGCUGACACUUCAACGAUAACUCAUAUAACAAAUGAUCAGAAUUUAACAAAUGAAGCACAAAUCGAAAAAAAAGUUGCAAGUAAUUCAACAAACUUCAUUCUUGUUAAUGAAGAGAAACAAAAUUUAUCAUCAUCGUUAGCUUUAGUUCAAACUGAGAAAGACGUACAACAUCAACCUAACAUUAAUAACGAAACUGCCACAACAAAUUCUUUACAAACUACUCAAAUGUCUGAUAACUUAAGUGCACAGAAUGAAAAAACUGAAAAAGGCAUUGCUAUGCUGGAAGAAGACAGUAAAUCAGAUUUAAAUGUACACUGUGAAGCUCACUGGAAAGAUGUGACACAAAAAUCGGAACUAACAGAUGCUGAAAUAGAAACUGUUUUAGAGGGUGAAAGAGUGGAACAGUUUCUAAAUCAUGCCAUCGUAGUGUUUCGUAAGUAUUGUGAAACCCACUCAGACGGUGAAAUAGAUAUUGAAGCUAUUGAAGAGAUCGCCAGUAAUACUGUUCCCAGACAGAAUACUAUGUCACCCGUAAUACCAUUAAUAAAACCAAAUGAUUUUGAUUGCAAUGCUCUUCUGCUAUCGUUGAAUAACUCCGAAGUUCUACCUAAAAACAAUUUAAAUCAGCUAUCAAGUAUUUCCACAAAUAUGAAUAUGAACAAUGUAACUGAUAUAUCAAAAACUUCACAACCUGAAUUGGAUGAUAUUUACGGUGAAGGAGUUCGUGUUAUUGAAAAUUUAUUGGCAGAAUCAGGCGUCAAAAAUGGUACGGACAAACCACAAAAAAGAGGAAGAAAACGUACUUAUGAAUCGGUUCCACUGUUGGAUGAUUAUGAUGAGGACUGUGAGGAAGGAGAUGUGGAAGAUGAAGCGUUAACUGCUAUGCGUCAAAUUAAACGUCGUCAGGCAAACAAUGCUCGUGAGCGUAUACGUAUACAUGAUUUAAACGGUGCGCUUAAGGAACUUGGAAUUAUGUGUAUGCAGAUAUUGCGUUUAAAUAGACCUUUAACUAAAUUAGGUAUAUUAAGAAUGGCUGUUGAUGUGAUUACAUCAUUAGAAGAACAAGUUGAGAAACGAAAAGCAGCAUUGAGAAAUAAUAAUUAUUAAUAUUUUCAUACAAUCGAAAUAAGAGAAAGACAGUCAUAUUAGAAAAAAUAGUAAGUAAUAGAGUAGUAAGUAAAUU
Molecule: messenger RNA, 4348 nt
Organism: Teleopsis dalmanni
Lineage: Eukaryota; Metazoa; Arthropoda; Insecta; Diptera; Diopsidae
Product: MATH and LRR domain-containing protein PFE0570w-like
Exons: 4
Coding region: 151-4272 (1373 amino acids)
Biological process (GO): regulation of transcription by RNA polymerase II
Cellular component (GO): transcription regulator complex
Molecular function (GO): protein dimerization activity; RNA polymerase II cis-regulatory region sequence-specific DNA binding; DNA-binding transcription factor activity, RNA polymerase II-specific
Source: RefSeq, a predicted model, not a curated record